CAAGUGGGAGGCACAACGAAAGGAAACCAGAGCGGACGAAAACAUUGUCGCCCGAUUGGAGCUUUCCUUUGGGUGUGUGAACAGUGGGCCAGUUGCCAAGAAAAGCCACCCCUUCGUUGGUGACAAAUAAACAAAAACUCUGUGUAGAGAUUAGGCCGAUCCAGACGUUAAUGGGAAAUGGAAAAGCGAAGUGGAACGCCGAUAAAUAGCCAAAAGUUUCGAAAACUUAGCGAUGUGGACAUGAUGGAGGUGCAGCUGAGCAAUUUGGAGGACUCCAGUGCCAAGGACACGGCGGGAGAAGGCAGCUUCCAGGGCAGUGACCAGAAUAAUCCCGAGCAGCAGACGAAAUGGUUCAGAUCCAGACUCUUCCUCAUAUCCGUUGUUUUCUCGGCCCUCUUGAUUACCGCCAUGUGUAUUGGCUUCGUGGUGCACUACGGGAUGUCCGGCGAUGUGGGCGACAUGGAGACGGUGACCUACUGGCCCGUAGAUCUGCCCAAGGAGCAGCAGGAGUGGUACGACCAAGGAAUCGAUGAGCUCCAGAAGGCCGUUUCCAGGCAGUUCAAUCGCCGGCGAGCCAAGAACGUGAUCCUGUUCGUGGGCGAUGGUAUGGGUCCGAAUACGGUGACAGCAGCGCGGAUACUCGGAUUCAAGGAGGAGGGACUCCUCCGUUGGGAGCAGUUCGCGGACAUGGGACUUCUGAAGACCUACUGCGCCGACAAGCAAGUACCGGACUCGUUCUCCACGGCCACAGCUCUCUUUGGGGGAGUAAAGGUGAACUACGAAACUGGUGGAGUCGAUGCGAACGUACCUUUGGGGAACUGCACCGCAUCCUUGAAGGAGGACCACCAUGUGCAGACGAUCCUCAAAUGGGCCCAGGUGGACGGCAUGCGAACGGGUUUCGUGACCACAACCCGGGUGACGCAUGCCACUCCGGCUGCCCUCUACGCCCACGUGCCGGAUCGCCGAUGGGAGUGUGAAACCGGAAUGCCAGCAGCGGCUCAGGGUGAGGGAUGCAUGGACAUAGCUCGCCAGCUGAUCGAACAGCCGACGGGUCAGAGGAUUAACGUAAUAAUGGGCGGUGGUCGUCAGAUGCUGGUCUCAGAUGUGACCGGUUCAGCAGCCGAUCCGCUGGAUACUUGGGCCAGUCAGUCGAGGGAUGGGCGAGAUCUCAUCCAGGAUUGGAGGCGAAAGAAAGAGGACGAGGGAGUGUCACAUGCGGUAGUCCAGAACAACCGAGAGCUGUGGAAUCUCAAUGGCCAGGAUACUGACUACGUACUUGGCAUUUUCGCCAAUGGUCACCUAAUGUACGACCACGAACGAGACCGAAGUGACUCCGGCAUGCCCUCGUUGUCCAAUAUGACCCGCAAGGCGCUCGAGGUCCUGGGCAACAGUGAUAAGGGGUUCCUACUCGUGGUGGAAGCCGGUCUAAUCGACCAAGCCCAUCACAGAGGAAACGCUCGAAAGGCGCUAAGUGAGGUGCUCGAACUAAACGCGGCCGUUGAGGGCACACUGUCCUUCCUCAAGACAACGGAUCGCCUGGACGAAACCCUCGUCAUUGUGACCGCCGACCACUCGCACAGCCUGACCAUCAAUGGACACCCCGAUCGGGGAUCCAGCAUACUGGGCUUGGCGGGAAAGUCAAAGACAGAAGGGACGCCGUACACCACGCUGACCUAUGGCACCAGCUACCAGGGGUUUCAGGUGGAUCCUAACACCCAGAACCGCAGGGAUCCAACGGUUGACGAUAUUACCGACUGGGGGUACACCCAGCAGGCAGCAAUAAACACGGACGAGAAUCUGCACGGUGGCUCGGAUGUCACGAUUCACGCCGAGGGUGCCAUGUCCUACUUGUUCCACGGGGUCCACGAACAGAGCUACGUGGCGCACGCCAUCUCGUACGCCUUGAGGAUCGGACGGUUCCGGGAUAGCUCCAUUGCCGAAACUCUGGCCGAGCUGACGCCCAUAUAGAAGGCCACUUUGAUAUAUUCCUAAGGAAAUUAUUCUCGCCAAGCUUACAAAUUAGACUUAAGUAUUGGGCCGCCGAAGUGGGGCCUGAAAAUGCAGUGAAAAACUAAGCUGAUUACAUUGAAGGAUUUUAUAGAAUGAGAUCGCUGAAUAAAUUUUAAUUUGAAGAGAAAACACUCAAGACUUACUCUGUCAUCUUAUGUUCCUUAUCUUUAAUGAAUUCCCAUUAUCUAGACAGCCAAAAUUAGAACUGCCCUAGAAGC
Messenger RNA from Drosophila teissieri, 2228 nucleotides. It is a transcript of the gene Alp12, whose product is annotated as alkaline phosphatase. Bases 178 to 1968 code for a protein of 596 amino acids. The transcript has 2 exons. The record is from RefSeq and is a predicted model, not a curated record. Gene Ontology annotation, molecular function: alkaline phosphatase activity. Gene Ontology annotation, biological process: dephosphorylation. Lineage: Eukaryota; Metazoa; Arthropoda; Insecta; Diptera; Drosophilidae.